GUUGGAUAUCGCGACUCCGCGGAGAAACUAAUUAAGUUGGUUGAACAGUCGGUUAGCUUGCAGUGCUUCGAGGUUGACUGAGUAUUCGCAGUGUUAAGUCGAUAAGUGAACCACCUACUUCCACGUAACGUCUCUUAUUGGAUAUCAUAUCUGAACAGGUUAUCCACAAACUAUCUAAAUCACGAGAUGACUUUCUGGAAUACAAUUUUAAUAGCCUGUGUGCUUAUUGCAUCAACAUUUGGAACUGUAGUUGAACAAUGCCCAGGUGGUACCCCAAAAAUUGAUCCGGCCGAUGUUUCCUUAACCAAAUGCAAUAACCCCCCUUGCAUCCUCAAACGGAGAACAACUGUCGGAAUCGAAUUGAAACUGCGACCAGACAAGGAUAUUAAACAUCUAACAACAAGUGUCCAAGGAAUAAUUGCUGAUCUCCCGUUGCCAUUCAUCGGAGUCGAUGGUACCAGCGCCUGCGACAACGUUUACAGUGAAGAUGGAAGUACGAAAGUGGGAUGUCCUUUGAAGGCCGGUGGGACUUACUUGUACAAGAAUUCAUUCCCUGUCCUCCAAAUCUACCCUGCCGUUAGUUUGAAGGUUCAUUGGGCGCUACAAGGCCCGAAUCAAAGGGAUGUGAUCUGCUUCGAGGUGCCAGCUAGGAUUAAGUAAGUUUGAAAAAUGGAUUUGAAUCUCUUCAAAACUUGGCACUUUUGAGAUUAUUUGUCCAAGUAAAAUUAUUGUGAUGGAAUGAGCUUAUUAUUGAAUAAAGAUUAAUUUUUUUGUAGAAAAAA
Molecule: messenger RNA, 782 nt
Organism: Hermetia illucens (black soldier fly)
Lineage: Eukaryota; Metazoa; Arthropoda; Insecta; Diptera; Stratiomyidae
Gene: Npc2b
Product: ecdysteroid-regulated 16 kDa protein
Exons: 3
Coding region: 187-660 (157 amino acids)
Biological process (GO): intracellular cholesterol transport
Molecular function (GO): sterol binding
Source: RefSeq, a predicted model, not a curated record